This is a messenger RNA of Coregonus clupeaformis (lake whitefish), 6214 nucleotides long. RefSeq names its product regulator of G-protein signaling protein-like. NCBI's taxonomy places the organism in Eukaryota, Metazoa, Chordata, Actinopteri, Salmoniformes, Salmonidae. The record is from RefSeq and is a predicted model, not a curated record. The transcript is spliced from 20 exons. The coding region runs from base 265 to 3471 and encodes 1068 amino acids.
GGUCAGACUCCGUUAUGUGUUCUAUCCGAAAACAAGUGGUACCUUUGUCCUGAAAUUCCACACAUCCAGGAUGUGAGAAGAGGCGGGUUCCUUGUAUGGCUAAGCGUGCAUCGGUUCGUUUACUUCAAACAGACAGAGCUGUAUCACUACUACUCCUUGUGUAAAGAGUUCCUGCAGUUUUCAUCAUGCCAAGCUAAAGAGGUGCUGAAGUGGACAUUUGCAGACCAGUGGCUGCUGAAGAGAUGCCUGGGCAGUGUGAGAGGGAUGAGGCGCUUCUGUUCUUUUGUCAAAGGCACUCGUGGAGAGGAGUUGGUGACGUUCUUUGUGAGAGUGGAGCGUCUCCUGCAGAUACACUGGCAGCAGGAUAGGACUCAGAGGAACCGCUACCAGGCCCUGCUUACUGUCAUCAGAGCUGUCCAUCUCACCGAAGGCUCCAUCAUCAUGACCACCUGUCGCAUCCCCUCUGAGGGUUUGUUGAAGAUCUUCUCAGGGAGUGAACCUGGUGGGAUGGAUCAGAUUCUGGAUCAGAUGAGGUCCAAAGCCUUAUGCUGUCUUCAGUCCUACUGGCUGCCCCAGUACCUCAGCUCCUGUAAGCUCUCCAUCACCAAACUGAAGGAGUGUGCCUCCAUCGCCAAAGAGUACGAGGACGUUGCCUCUAACCUCACCCUGGUAGAGAACCCGGCUCCGCUUGACCCAAUGGGGUGGAGUUUAGGCUCGCCACCUUCAGAGGGCCUUACAGUGACCCGGACCUACUGCUCCAAAGUCAGGAAGAGGCUGCUGUGGAGGGCCCAUCAGAGGCCUAGCACAGGGCAUUGGGUUGGGGCAGCAGGGAAGCCUGAUGGGCCGGCCAUGCAGCAGUGGUUGCCCAUGGCCGGAGACGGAGACCAGGGAGAGUGUACCAAUAUAGUGCACUACAUGAGUAGGCAUGGGGAGGAGAUUGUGGUCGGUGGUGACAAGAAACAUGGGGGCAGUGGCAAGAGGGAGGGCAGAAGCAAGAGAGGAGAAAGUGGGAGCUCAAAGAGAAGUACCAGUACUCUCCUCAGAAAGGUGAGCUCUGCUACUCUUGGGCCCAGAACUGGCCCCCUCCCUGUUAUGCCCAUCCUCCCAUCCAAGAGCCUGUCCAGUCUGGACAGCAGCAGCAGCAGUGACCCCAUCAUCCCCCCUCAUGCCUGUAUGGAGACCCCCAUCUGCCACCUCCCCUCCAUCACCCCCACCACCACCCCUGUCCCCCCUACUCCCUCUCCUCCUUCCAGAACGGUCUGGGGCACACCACACUACGAUGAGCACCUCUCCCUGGCCCUGUCCGCUGAUGCUCUUGCUGGGGGUCCCUAUGAGAAUUUCCUUAGGGUCAGGGGCCAGGGGGUCAUGCUGCACCACCUGGGACUGUGGCAGGAGCUGGAUGGCUUCCUCAACCUCCUGCUCAAGAUGGAGGAGGGCCCUUCCAAGGCUCUGAGACAGGUGCUGGCUAGAAAGUUAAUGGCUGUGUACUUGAGUGAUGCGUGGCAGUGUGUUAGUCGCCCUGAGGGUGAGCGGUGCACCACCUACCUGACCAAAUCCACCGUCUGCCACCUCAUAAACCUCCUCCCCUCUGGCAAUGUGAUGCCCUGGAUCUACACGGCCAAGCAGGAACUAUGCCAGAUUCUGGGUCCCAGCUACAAUGCAUUUCUGGAUGAAGAAGACAAAGUCCUUCUCUUCUAUCUGUUCACUCAGAAUGAGGUAAAGGGGAAAGUGAGUCAUGGAGCGACAGCGCCCUCCAGUGCUCCCACUGCUCCAGAGCAGCAGGUGAGGAGGAUGAGGGAGGCUCUGGCUCUCUGUCAGGCCAUUGCUGAGCCUCUCACUGAGGAGACCUGGGCCCUGCUGCCCCUAGAGGACAUCAGCAGGGGAGGCUCUGUCCACUUGCACUACAGGAAGACCAAUCUGUAUGACCUUCCGUUUGAAACCCUUGCUGAGAAGUACCCCAAGGUGGCUGUGGAGGCGAUCAGUAAAACUCACAGGCUCUACUAUGACUGGAAGCCAGUACAGGAGGAGACAAAGAAGCCAGUGGUGACAUCCAGUACUAAGAAGCCGUUCCACCUGAUGAAGGACAAGGACCACAGCUUUGCCAAAAAACCAUCCAUGAGACCAAGGUUUUUAGGGGAGGUGAUGAGAAGUCCUACCAACCUGGAAUUCUUCAAGCGUUACCUGAGGGCCUAUGAUGCUCACGGAGCGCUGAACUUCUACCACGAGGUGGAUAAGCUGCGGCACGUCGACAGCCUCCUCCAGAAGACGAAGAUCAACAGCAUCGUGGCCCGCUUCCUCAGACGAGCAGACGCUAAGGAUUAUCUUCAGUGCAGUGCCAACCUCAUCUCUCAGAUCCCCAAGAUGAGACAUGUUUCUCCCGACAUACUUUUUGCAGCUCAGGAUCUGGUUAUCAAAUCUCUGGAGGCAACCUGGUUCAAAAAGUAUCAAGAGACCUUUCCUCCUUGUACCAAUGUUAUUGACACCAGCAAAAGAACCGUCAUCCUCACAAACAAACUGAAACAUGUGUGGAGCGUCUUCUCCAGGUUAAUCAAAAGCAUCUGUAAAUUCCGUAAUGCCAUGAAGGACAUUCUGACCAGAAGCAAGUUUGAGGCCUACCUCAGACACAACUGGCAUGACUUCUCUCUAAGGUACAUACCAUCAAUGGGGAGCCGGCAAAUUGAAUCUGUUGACCUGUGCUCGGAGGACGUAGACUCGUCCAACUUGAAGAGGCGAGUCAUCAACCGCAAACUGAUAACAGUGGAGUUCCUUGUCAACGAUCUGUCGUUCUACCUGGAGACAGAGAGUUUCAGGAACAUGGCAGACUCGGACACUAUGAUGGCGUCAGCGGGCAUGUAUGGGGAGAAUGACAAUGCCCUGCUCCACCAGAAAGCAGAGAUGAUCAUCAAGCUCUUUCUCAAGUCAGAGAUCUCUCCCAAACUCAGGGUUAACAUAGCAGAGAGUGCCAGGGAUUCCAUCCAGCAGGCCUUUGCCAUGGGCAAGGUAGACCGAGGGCUCUUCCAUGAAGCCAUCAUGGCUAUCUUCCCUAACCUCAUCUUCUGCUGGAAAAAGUUCUGUAGCCAAAAGGUGAAAAAAGGUAUAGUUGGAGAUUAUUCUAAGAAAGAAGACUCCACAGAUCUUCAUGACUACCUCCAUCCCUUAAACUCUGACUUGUACCGGAAGGUACAAACUACCAUGUCCAUGACGGACGAUUGCGCCACCCUAAGGUUUACUGUUCAGGAUGGUCUCAAUCUGGUCCUCCCUCAAACCAGACUAGAAUUGUGUGCCAGUGUUCUCAGCCCUGCCAAGAGCCCCAUGGGUAGACGGAGAUCUGUCUCUACGCCUGCCUCCUCUGAAUUUCCACAACUGGAGGUGUCCAACCAACGCAGAAAAUCUAUUGGUCCCAUUCUCAGGUGGAACCUGCAGUGUCUGAGAUGUCAGAGAGGCAGAGGGACUGUUCCUGACCACUGCUGAUGUGUGGAUGAUUUUCUGGUGCUUUACUGCAGCCGAAGCAUCACCCAGGUGGGUGCUACACUGUCGGUAAUGGAGGAUCAGCUACCUACGUAGGAGCGGCUACUAUGGAGGAUCUGGGAAUGUCGGACAAAGCGAUGGGCCCUGAUGAAGAGCUCCUGGCUUGUGUGACAGACUGACUUUCUCCCUGGCUUUACUGUAUCAUCGAUGCGCCCUCCGCUCAAGCCAUGCUGACUUUUCCAAACUGACUCAACUCCAUUCGUUUUCCAUUUUAAAUGUCUUGUUCACUGAAUAAUUAUAUAUUUUGUUAACAAGAGGAUCAACAUUUAAAUACGUUUCUAAACUUUUUUAAAAAAUGCAUUGUAUCCACGUGUUGUUGUAUUGUGUUUUUUAAAAAUUACAAAUAUAUCAUAAAAAGUGUAGUGCACUUGACUUGUUGUUGAUUUAGGAUUGGCAGAAUGACAAGGUGUCAUCUCAUCCAAUGAAAGUCAUAUAAAACUGUCAAUCUGUCAUUACGAAACAACAGAGUGCAUGAACGCAGCUUUGACUACAUGCUAAUGGCUUCCCCUAACGGUCGAUCAUUGCUCUGUUGUUAGCCACAUGCUAAUGUCUUUAUAUUAUGUGAGAGCUCCUCAAUGGCAUGCUGUUAGCUUUAUACUAAUGAACUUAAAAAAGAGUUAAUCACUGUUGCACUGUUUGCCACAUGCUCGUCUAUUGCUACAUCAUCAUGGUGAUGUGUUCCAGGGGUUAGCAAAACACUGGCGUAACACAUGAUCGCUCUUUAUGACUCUGGUGCCAGGAAGAGAGAGGGCCCACAGACGACGCUAAAAAGACUCUAAUGACAAGCCAUUCAGUGCAAUCCAAUUAUGCAAAAGGGAGUCUAAACAAUUCCAUCAUCCCCUAAAUUAGAUUGUCCUAACGAGAUGAAGGCACCAAUUAAUCCUGAAUUAAUUUCUACAGCUCAUUUUCCACCAGAAAAUACUAUAAUAUGCAAAUACCAACCAGCGCAGAGACAGACAAGUGCCCUUCUGCAGGGGUUUUGGAGCAGUUUAGGAUAAUUUGUUGUGUUUUGGGUUUAAUUGAGAUUAGCACAGAGGUGCAUCAAAAAGGAAGAAAGAUAACAUAGGGAAGGGGUGUUGGGAAAAGGAAGAAUCACUAGCACAUUUAAAUUGAUUGCAGUGGGUUCCGUUUGAGGAAAGGGUCAUAGGUGUCUGGGAAAAGAUCCUCAACUUACUAACUGAUUCUGACAUAAGAGCAUCAGACUAAGAGCAUCAGAAGAGUCAACAAGGGUACAUCUGGCCGUGCCCUAGUCAGAAUUUUUCUGCUUACUUUAAAAACAAAACAAUUAAGAAUUUAGUUCAUUAUCAUCCUCACAUUCCUAAUUGUUUGCCUGCCAGCUGUCUAGAGUUGUGAUAAUUGAGUGAUCUGACACAUUUUUAAAACAGCUUUCCCGAAACAAACUCCCCAUCAGCACUUGUUCACAGAAAGGCACAAUUUAGUAAGCUUUGAUACACAUAGUUGGUUUUUUAAGACAUUUACUCAAAUCUGCCAUUCACUGAUACUGUUAUCAUUUCAGUUUGAGGCUAGAUGGUGGAGGGAGAGAAACAGCCAUGUGUGCUGCAUGGUAUCACUGAAGGUUAAACUUUCAAUCCUAGGUUCUUUGACUAUGAAGCUAAAAAUAUCAUAUUGAUUUUGCACUUUCAUGAAUUGUAACAUUACUUUUUUAAUUGCCUACUGUUUUAAUCUUUCUUUUUCAUUUAACAGUCUAACAGUGAUGUCAGAAAUAGAAGGACUCUCCAUAACUAGGCCCUGCUCACAAUAGAACCGCUGGUGCACAUAAGCUAAUUAUACAAGAAAUCAAGUAUUGAAAGGUGACUGCACGCAUAUUGAUUGCAAAGCCAAGCACUGCCAGGUUCUAAAUCAUCAAACACUAAUGAAUAAUUUCCCUGUUGGGAGAAUUACAUUUUAUUUUAUUUCGUUUGACACCAUACCUGGCAGUACAUACACUGAUGACGUUUCAUAAAGUGACAACUAAGCAUCUAAACACAGCUGAACUUAGCCCUGCAGUUCCUGUUUGUGUUUGUUUUGACUUAUCUUGGAAUCCAGAACCAAAUCUUGUGCCAGACUAGUUUUGACGUACCUUAUGUAUAUAUUGUGACAAUGUAAUUUUCAUUACAUGUAUGGUUUGUAUAAUGGUUGCUUACGGUAGUAUUCUCUCCUCAGGUUUUUUUGUCUAUGAUGCCUUCUUGUUCACUUUCAGCCUCUGAAAAUGAGAGAAAAUACUAAACCAAUGGACUGUGACACAGAGAAAAGAUACCCGAGAUAAGAGCCCUCUUUCUUCUCCCCCUCUCUCUCCCUCCCUCCCGGUCUUCUACUCUCUCUCUGUGUGUUAUUUUUCGUCUCGGAGAGGCUGGGCAGUAAAUACCAUGCUCCUCAGACCACAGACCCAAUGUGACCCUGCAACCUCCGUGUCUCCAACGCCUCUCCCAAGGUUCCUGGUUCCAAGGCCUUCCUGAUGCACCGAUGCUAUGGCUGCAGUGCGGCCCAGGCCUGUAAUUCACCCUGCUGCUAAAUCGCCUGCCAGCAGCUAUUGAUUUUUGUUUCCCCAACCUCCAGGAGAGAGAGAAAGAAAAGAUUAAAAACACUUUGUCAGUUUGGUGGGGAAUAAGAAUUCUGCGCAAAGGGAUACCUAGGAGGCCAAGAGGUCAGGGCUGAGGCACUGUAUGUCUUUAUGUCUUUAACCGUU